Topomyia yanbarensis is the source of this 2201-nucleotide messenger RNA. RefSeq names its product arginine kinase 1. NCBI's taxonomy places the organism in Eukaryota, Metazoa, Arthropoda, Insecta, Diptera, Culicidae. Gene Ontology annotation, biological process: phosphocreatine biosynthetic process. Gene Ontology annotation, molecular function: creatine kinase activity. Bases 277 to 2097 code for a protein of 606 amino acids. The record is from RefSeq and is a predicted model, not a curated record. The transcript has 5 exons.
UUGAUGUUUCAGGCUGUCGCACAAAUCCGUGAUAUUUGAAUGUUUUUCUUCGGUAGAAGUUAAAGUUGUAUAGCAAACAAAACAUUUUCGGAAUAGGUGAGAUUGUAUUCGAAACAUCGCGAUAGAUUGUCGUACCUGCCGCCAAUAUUGUAUUAACAUUGUGCUAAUCGUCGAGUUGUGUUCAGUGAGUUCCAGGUGUAACUACAGCAAGAUUUAAACAUUUUCUCGAAAAAACUAGAAUUGUUAGCUCAAUUUAUACUUAUACCAAUAUUAACAAUGUUCGCACUUUGGUACUUCUCGCUUGCUGUGGACGAAUUAAGAAAACGUUUUGGUUUUGUAAAUCGACUUUUUAUCUUUUUCAACGGCAAUGAAUUCAAUACUCAGCCUCCAGCCAUUGAACCUCAGAAUCGAAAGACUUCGCCUUCCGUGGAACCUGUAGAUCAAAUAAAAAUAGCGCCUGUACUACCGGAGCCCGAAGCCUCACUUCAAAUAGCUGCUCAAGUUCUUCCGAAACCGGUUGAUGUUCCUUCAAAACCAAUCGUGGUGCCUUCCCCAAAACCACAAAGUGAUAUUCUUACUAAGCCUUCUCCAGUAGCUCCUAUUGUUAAGCCUGCACCGCUUGUUGAGCCUGUAAAACCAAAGAUAGAUCUUCGUCCCACAGUUGCCAAACCCGAAAUCGUAAAGGCAAAAGAACAAUCUAAAUCCAUUGUAUCUCCCGUAACACCAACUCCUAGCUCGACCUCAACCAAUCCUCAAGAGCCGGCUUUGAAUGGUAAAGCUAAAUCGACACUGAUCAAACCAGCCAGGCAGGCACCGGAAUCGAAAGCUUCCGACGCACCCGCACCAAUAUCACCGAAUUCUUCUAUUGUUGUCGAAUUACCGACCAGCAACGAAGAUAGUUUUAUUAUAGUCGAAAAACAGAAGCCAAAAGCCGCUGUAACCAACGUGAAAGAUUCGACCCUUGACUUCCUGAAGGCAGAAGGUGGCAGAGUUGCCGCGCCGACCGUGAGAAGAAAUAAAUCAGACACCAUGGUUGAUGCUGCAGUUCUGGAAAAGUUGGAAGCCGGAUUCGCCAAGCUGGCGGCUUCGGACUCCAAGUCCCUGUUGAAGAAGUAUCUGACCAAGGAGGUCUUCGAAGCCCUGAAGAACAAGAAGACUUCAUUUGGUUCCACUCUGUUGGACUGCAUCCAAUCCGGCGUUGAAAACCUCGACUCUGGUGUCGGUAUCUACGCUCCUGAUGCCGAAUCGUACUCAGUUUUCGCUGAUUUGUUCGACCCCAUCAUCGAGGAUUACCACAAAGGCUUCAAGAAGACCGAUAAGCACCCGGCUUGUGACUUUGGCGAUGUCAACACUUUCGCUAACGUUGAUCCGACCGGCGAGUUUGUCGUUUCGACUCGCGUCCGCUGUGGUCGCUCGAUGGAGGGCUACCCGUUCAACCCAUGUCUGACCGAGGCCCAGUACAAGGAGAUGGAGCAGAAGGUUUCUACCACCCUGUCCGGGCUUGAGGGUGAACUGAAGGGCAAGUUCUACCCACUUACCGGUAUGGAGAAGUCCGUCCAGCAACAGCUGAUUGAUGAUCACUUCCUGUUCAAGGAGGGUGAUCGUUUCCUGCAGGCCGCUAAUGCUUGCCGUUUCUGGCCAUCUGGACGUGGUAUCUAUCACAACGACAACAAGACCUUCUUAGUCUGGUGCAAUGAGGAAGAUCACCUCCGCAUCAUCUCCAUGCAGAUGGGUGGUGAUCUGGGUCAGGUCUACCGUCGUCUCGUUAGUGCCGUUAAUGAGAUUGAGAAGCGCGUUCCAUUCUCCCACCAUGAUCGUCUCGGAUUCCUGACCUUCUGCCCGACUAACUUGGGCACAACCAUCCGUGCUUCGGUCCACAUCAAGGUACCGAAACUGGCCAAGGAUUACGCUAAGCUGGAAUCGAUUGCCGAUAAAUACAACCUGCAGGUCCGUGGUACACGCGGCGAGCACUCCGAGGCUGAAGGCGGCAUUUAUGACAUCUCCAACAAGCGCCGCAUGGGCCUGACCGAAUUCCAGGCUGUCAAGGAGAUGUACGAUGGCAUUUCUGAACUCAUCAAGAUUGAGAAGUCGUUGUAAUUUGAAAACACAACCCACUAAUCCAACACUAACACAAGCAAGAGAAAGAACACAAUUGAUAAUAAUCGUUAAAUGAAAGCCAAAUAAAAAGUAUAAAGUGAAAA